This is a messenger RNA of Pseudomyrmex gracilis, 1730 nucleotides long. It is a transcript of the gene RIC-3, whose product is annotated as resistance to inhibitors of cholinesterase protein 3. Gene Ontology annotation, cellular component: neuronal cell body; neuron projection; intracellular membrane-bounded organelle. The transcript is spliced from 8 exons. NCBI's taxonomy places the organism in Eukaryota, Metazoa, Arthropoda, Insecta, Hymenoptera, Formicidae. The coding region runs from base 118 to 1590 and encodes 490 amino acids. The record is from RefSeq and is a predicted model, not a curated record. Gene Ontology annotation, biological process: synaptic transmission, cholinergic; protein localization to cell surface.
UCACCACCUCUUUACGGUCUCUAGACGUGAAUUCGGAGGACUUGCCAUCCGCAUCAUAAUUUUAUCAGAGUUUUCUCGAAGUGCGAAACAUUUACGAACGACAUAUCUACUACGAAAAUGGCCGAAGUAACAGACUUCGGAACGAAAAGAAUGAUUUUUGUAUUCGCAAUCGUGGUUGCUUGCUUCGCAGUGCUAUGGCCGAAAAUUUUCUACCCUAUGCUCGUAGCAACUGUCACUCCACAUCCUACAUUGGAUAGUUCUGCAUGCUGCGAAGUAAUAUUUGAAAGCGAUGUCACUGCAGUGGACAUUAUGCAAGAAAUGUGUCAAAACAUAUUGAGACAUCAUUCAGUUGAUCCACGUGUCAGAGAUGUGUUAAAACUUAACAAGCUGACUCCUCAAAGUGCGAGUUUAUGUAGAGAAGAAGUCCUAGCCAGAUGUGGCAUAGACUUAUCAUCUUUUCUUGCUCAAAGGGAACGCUUGGGGAAAACCUAUAAACAAGUAUUGGAAGAAAUUAGAUCAUUUAACAGGUCUCUUUGUCUUAAAAUGAAUUUUGGCGUACCACUAUCACAAUUAGGAACACCACACCUUAUCAGAUAUCAUAUUUUGAUGCCACACAGUACCAUACGACAAGAGCGUCGUACUCCUCCUCAUGCAGGCGGCAUGCAUCCUGCAUUGAGAGAGCGUGGAAGAGCCAUACCGUCUUCUCAUAUUAUGCCAAAAAUAAUAGAAAGGUCUGACUAUAUUAUGCCGAAAACAAGACCACCUCUCGGCAGUGCUGGUCGUGUUGUUUCAGCUCCGCAAGGAAGCGGUACAAUGGGAAUUAUAAUGCCACUGUACACGAUAGGGAUAGUUCUGUUUUUCCUGUAUACCAUUGUUAAGGUUUUGAAAAAGAAUUCCGACAAUGAAAUUGUUUUACCUUCGGAAUAUCGCCAGCCAGGAAUAGCUGCUGAAAAAGAAUUUCAAAAAAUGGUGUUUAAUCCAGAAAUUUUUGCGACCGCGAUGACUGCUGGACUACAUUAUACACGGGAAAAAUCGCCGGACAAAACUGCGCCAAAAACAGACGAGUUAAAGGAUCGAACACAAGAAGCGGCAGGAGAUAUAGAGAUAGACCAACUGAGACAACGAUUGGUUGAAACGGAAGCAGCCAUGGAAAGAAUAGUUGUCCAAAUGGGCAACAUAUCACGUUCAGUAAUGAAUAACUCGGGCUCACAACUAGAAAUCAAGGAGGACAAUACAAGCCAGGAGUUACACGGUAAAGAAGAUGAAGAACUAGAUGUAGAAGCGGAACAAUCACCAACAGUUAAAGUAAUGGGUAUGGAAAUGACAGCUAGUUGUGAAAGUGGACAAAAAUGUAGCAGACCUACCACUCCUAUUAUUCCUAUACCACCAAGUAAUAUAGAAAGAGAAAAAACACCACCAAAACCCAUAUAUUUAGAAGGGGCACUGCCACCGCAAUGUGAAUUACUCGUAACCGAUUCAGAAACUCAAGCAGAAAAGUCAGAGGACGAAGACGCUCCUAUUGUUCUCUCAGGCAAAAUGACACUCUCUCUCAUCAGUCUCGACCAGAUUGCAGCUGUAAGGAAAUAUUAGAAUUACCAACAGAAUCGAAUGAAUAAAUCUGCGGAGCCUUGGUUUUAUUUGGAUUCAGAGAAUGAAGCUCAAAGUGAACAAGAUAAAGAAAUUUUGAGUAUCUCAAGAGAAGAUAACGAUAUAAAAGACGUCUUCUCGAG